AAUUGUAAUGGAGAAAAGGUGCAAGGUGUGCGUGACAGGAGGGAGUGGUUACAUUGGUUCGUGGCUCGUGAAGAAGCUCUUAGCGAAGGGUUACACUGUCCAUGCAACUCUCAGAGACUUGAAGAUUGAGUCCGAGGUGGACCUUUUGAAGAGCCUUCCGCAAUCAGAAGAGCAACUGGUGCUGUUUGAAGCUGAUAUUUACAACCCAAUUGGCUUUGAGCCUGCAAUUCAAGGCUGCGAAUUUGUCUUUCAUCUUGCCACUCCCUUGAUCCAUCAACCCAACUCACAGCAGUACAAGGAUACUAGCGAAGCAUCAGUUGCCGCGGCAAAAAGCAUUGCCAUGUUUUGUCUGAAAGCAGGCACAGUGAGGCGUCUGAUCUACACGGCGUCUGUUUGUUCUGCUUCUCCGCUGAAAGAUGAUGGAAGUGGUUUCAAGGAUGUUAUGGAUGAAACUUGCUGGACCCCUCUCAAUGAUUCGUUGGAAUAUUUAUUCCUUCAAGAACCUGUUUACAAGGACUAUACUUAUUCAAAGACAAUGACGGAGAAACAUCUGUUGAGUUAUGGGACCGAUGAAAAUGGUGGUGGAUUAGAAGUGGUCACCCUCGCUUGUGGGCUUGUGGGAGGUGACACCCUUCACUCCUCUAUACCCGGUUUCGGGUCCGGGCUCGUUUGUAUAGCACAGAUCAUUCAAAAUGAAAGAGUGUACAAAUCACUGAAGUUCCUAGAGAAUUUGAUGGGGAAAAUUCCUCUUGCACAUGUUGAUGAUGUGUGUGAAGCUCAUAUUUUUUGCAUGGAAAACACCUCAAUGAAUGGCAGAUUCUUGUGCGCAAGUUCUUAUGUUUCAUUACAAGAGAUGGCUAAUCUUUAUGCCCUUCAUCAUCCAGAAUUCAAUGUGAAACAAGAAAACGAAGAUGGGCUGAAGAAGGAUAUCAAGUGGGUCUCUACAAAACUGUGUGACAAAGGUUUUGUAUACAGAUAUAACGCCAAGAUGAUAUUGGAUGAUUGCAUCAAAUGUGCAAGAAGAAUGGGUGCUCUCUAGUCUCCAUCUACACCCUUCCUUGCUAUAUCAGGCCUCUCCUCGUUUCAUUUUGCUCCCUAUCUGGCUAUCUUAUUGUUAUUACUAGUAUUUUUGUUUUGUUGAUGAAAUAAAAUUACUCAGUUCCAAAUCAAAAUAUAAAAAGAGAACUGAGAGGAGAGACUGAGAGUAUUACUAGUGUAUUAAUAAUUUAAUGUUGCUUCCGAAAUCAUAUGCUCGGAGACUGUGUCCUCGUUAUUGUACCUGGGUAGUCCGCAUACUUGUCAGCUGUUGCUUUUGCCUCUUAAUUGCAGUGGGGAAUGAACUAUCUUAUCCUGGGUUGCAAAUUACUCCUCUUUAUUUAU
Molecule: messenger RNA, 1380 nt
Organism: Abrus precatorius (Indian licorice)
Lineage: Eukaryota; Viridiplantae; Streptophyta; Magnoliopsida; Fabales; Fabaceae
Product: anthocyanidin reductase ((2S)-flavan-3-ol-forming)-like
Exons: 5
Coding region: 8-1039 (343 amino acids)
Molecular function (GO): oxidoreductase activity, acting on the CH-OH group of donors, NAD or NADP as acceptor
Source: RefSeq, a predicted model, not a curated record